Molecule: messenger RNA, 3846 nt
Organism: Hipposideros armiger (great roundleaf bat)
Lineage: Eukaryota; Metazoa; Chordata; Mammalia; Chiroptera; Hipposideridae
Gene: LFNG
Product: LFNG O-fucosylpeptide 3-beta-N-acetylglucosaminyltransferase
Exons: 8
Coding region: 2069-2779 (236 amino acids)
Cellular component (GO): membrane
Molecular function (GO): glycosyltransferase activity
Source: RefSeq, a predicted model, not a curated record
CACUGACCCCCCCCCCGGGAGAAGCCAGAUCUGCCCGCAGCAUCAGUUCAUGUGUCACAGCAAGCAGGAGCCCCUCUUAUGGUAUUUUGUGGGGGAAGGUCCUUGAAACUGUCACAGCAAAGGGUAGUCCUUCCUCUCCCAACCCUGUGCGGGGUGAUUCAGACCUAGUCUGAUGGGGGAGAAUCAAGGAAGUCAGGGCUGCGGUGGGGGAAACCCAGAGAGGCUGUGUGCGCUGAGAGUGGGCAUCUGACCCACGUGGUGGGCGGGGUGGCUUCCUGGAGGAGGUGCCAUUUGAGCUAGACUGAGAGUAGAAGGGCAACCUGGGCACAUGAGCACAAACAAGGGGGAUGUGCGAGAAACUUCCAGCAAUUGCAGUGACUGUGGGGGAUGGGGGUCAGCAGAGGCCACAAGUGAUGGGCCUUGGAGUCCAGGAUGAGGGGCUGGGCCUUUGGCCCACAUGUUCCUCCCCCACCCCUCCCAGGAGUGGGCCAGGCUGUGGCAGUGGCAGCGGCAGCGGCCACAAUGGUUGGGGGAGAGCUUGGCAUCCUGUGUUUCUUUGAAUCGCUGCUCCAGGAACAAUGCCGCUUCCUGUGGGUGUCCCCCCCACCCGCCCUCCGCCAGCCCUGCUGCCCUGUUCUUCCUCCUUCAGAUCCAUUGUUGGAAAAGUGGGGAGGGGACCUGGGGGGGUCUUGGCCCCUAGAAUGCAUGGCCCUGCUGGGUCAGCACCACCUCUGCCCCAGGGCAUGACCACAGGCUGGAGGUUGCCCCUCUGUGGCCUCAGUUCCCCCACUGGUACACUCGGGUAGUAAUGGUGCCCACCUGUAAGGGUGCUUGGCUCCGGGCACAGGUGAGCACCUCUUGUGCCGGUUGUACAGAGCGGGAAACUGACCCUCUGAGCAGUGGGCGAGGCGCGCUAGGCAGCCCGUCCCUCCUCUGGUGGUUGCUCAUGUGGGGAGACAGGAGGCCAGGCACCCUCCCCCCACUGCCCCACCCUUCUAAGUACUCCUCCGGAACAAAGGUGACUUUAAUCUCUGUAGCCUUGGGCCGGGUUUUUAGGGCACCACCAAAGCGCGGGAGAACAGGCCUCCUUGAUCUCAUUAAGAAAGCAUUUUCCUUUUAAUGCAGCGGCACUGGUGUCUGCACGGGCCGGCCUCAGCCUCCCACGGCAUUCCUGGGCUGAGAUGCUGGGGAGCGGGUGGGGGGCUGGGUGCGAGUCUGUGCGUGCGGGCUGCCUUGGGGUGUCUGCUGGGCUCUGGAAGGAGGGGUGCGAGUGUGGAGAGGGCGCAGAUGUGGCCUGCCACCCUCUUAGCUCUAAGCCUGUGAUCUGUAGCUUGUGGCCACACCCCAGUGUGUGCUCACGUCUGGGGUCAGGCUUAGGCAAGGAGCUGGGGCUGCCCAGGUGAGGGUGGGCACCCCAGAUGGGUCCCCAGGUGUAUGCACAUGCUAGAUCCUCUCUAGGACCCGUUUAUACACAGAAGGAAACUGAGGCCUGGAAGGCAUGGAGAUGGGGGUUUCCUGCAGCCUUUGCUCAGAGCACCCCCAUGGCACCCCAAGCUUUGCACUCAGCCGUGCCUGGGUGUGCCGGGCGGCACGCGCUGGGCGGGCGGGGCAGAGGAAGGAACAUUCCUCCCGUGUGCCGACCGGCCCAGGCGGGCGCCGGCAGCUCCUGGCCCCGCCCCGUUGCUCCCCUUCCUGGCAGCGAUCCUGGCAGGGGACGGCCCUGUGCUGGCACAGGUGGAGCCUUGAUGUGGCUUGGGCCAGGCCUGUCUUCGAGCCCGGUUUCCUUGCCCAAGCAGGAGGGGCAAGCUGGUCGGCUUGGGUGCCGAGGGCACUGAUGCUUGGGCUGGGGCACGUUGCGGCUUCCUGCCUCAUCCCUGCGGACCGACGGCAUCUCCAGAGAACAGCAGUGGCUGCUUUGGCUCAGAAGGUGACCUGCCUGGUGGUCACACAGCCAGGGGCGUGGGGAGCCCCGGCUUGAAGGCCCAGCCCUGAGAACUGCUGCGUUGUGGCCACAACCCUGCCCACCGGACCUUGCACCCAGCCUGGCCCAGUUAACCAGGCCAGCUGUAUGACGUUCGUUUUUACCGACGGGGAAGACGAGGUCCUGGCCAGGCACACAGGCAAUGUGGUCAAUACUAACUGCUCGGCCGCGCACAGCCGCCAGGCCCUGUCCUGCAAGAUGGCGGUGGAGUAUGACCGCUUCAUCGCAUCUGGCAGGAAGUGGUUCUGCCAUGUGGAUGAUGACAACUACGUGAACGUGAGGGCCCUGCUGCGCCUGCUGGCCAGCUACCCCCACACACAGGACGUUUACAUCGGCAAGCCCAGCCUCGACAGGCCCAUCCAGGCCACAGAGAGGGUCAGCGAGAAUAAGAUGCGUCCUGUCCACUUCUGGUUCGCCACUGGUGGGGCUGGCUUCUGCAUCAGCCGCGGGCUGGCCCUGAAGAUGAGCCCCUGGGCCAGUGGGGGCCACUUCAUGAGCACAGCUGAGCGGAUCCGGCUGCCGGAUGACUGCACCAUCGGCUACAUCGUGGAGGCCCUGCUGGGUGUGCCUCUCAUCCGUAGCGGGCUCUUCCACUCCCACCUGGAGAACCUGCAGCAGGUGCCCGCCUCGGAGCUCCACGAGCAGGUGACCCUGAGCUACGGCAUGUUUGAAAACAAGCGGAAUGCUGUCCACAUUAGGGGCCCCUUCUCGGUGGAGGCUGACCCAUCCAGGUUCCGCUCCAUCCACUGCCACCUGUACCCGGACACACCCUGGUGUCCCCGCACCACCAUCUUCUAGCAGCCUCAGCUGAGACCCCCGUCCCCGGGCGCCCCUGGUAUCCAAAGGGCCUGGGGACCCCUGUUGUGCCGCUCUGGCCUUGUCCUUCGAGGCUCCCAGGGCUGUGCCCCCGUGUGUGUACUGUGUGCCCAUCUGCGUAGCAGACUGCUGGGCAGUUUUCCGCCAAGGAGCAGGCGAGAGUGCCCCUUGUCUUCCUUUCCCCGCUCCGGGGUCAGCGGCUCCAGAGCCCUGGCCCCGGAAGGAUCUGUAUGUCAGAGGUCACUCUGAGGGCAGUUUGAUGUUGUUUCUGUGCAGUCUUGGGGCAGUAUGGGGAUCAGGCUGCUCUGCAGGGAUGUGCAGGCGCCUUCCUCUUCCUGUCCCCCCUCGGAGCCCCCAGGACAGUUGAGCCAUGCUCGGUGCGAGGGAGCUGGGUUUGGGGAGCAGCGGCCAGGUCCCCUCCUCCCACUGACCCCUGGCCUGGGCACUGCAGCCCUAUUAAGCCCCCAUCGGCCACGUGGCUGGGUGGGCAGUGCUCUGCAGCCCCCCCGGGCGCGGGUCUUCCUGGCCCUCACAUCUUCCCUUUGUCUCCCCACGAUGGGGAGGCAGAGCUGAGCAUUUUAUCUCCUCUCCAAAGUAGAGAGAAAGUCGCCCAUAGUGGGUGUGUCUGUAAAUAUUGUGACAGUAUUUUUUUACUGUGCUUGAUUUUCAAAAGGGGGUGGGCGAAAAGUAGGGUGUUUUGUCUUUGUUUUGGGGGAGCUGGGGAGGGUGUUAUUUUAUCUUUUCUGUGGACCAGAAAAAGCAGAAGCCACGCUUGGGAUCCUCUUUGUGGUGAACGCGGGAAAUGUCUAACACUCCGUGUAUUUACGUGGCCCUGGCAUCUGGGCCGUCCCGCACCCUCCUCCAUCCGACCUGUCUCCCGCUGGUACAGCUUGGCGCACCUCGCCCAGGAUGUGUGUUCUGUCUUCUGUUUUUCUUUCUGCAAAGACAUAGCUAGGAAAGUGAACAAUAAGAGAAAAGUUCUCAGGGAAUUGAAGUGUGGUUGCUAUGGUGACGUCCUUUGCUGUGAAUAAAGGUGCUCUUUGGGGCAA